Diceros bicornis minor is the source of this 1577-nucleotide messenger RNA. RefSeq names its product glycerophosphodiester phosphodiesterase 1 (gene GDE1). The transcript is spliced from 6 exons. Lineage: Eukaryota; Metazoa; Chordata; Mammalia; Perissodactyla; Rhinocerotidae. Gene Ontology annotation, biological process: lipid metabolic process. Bases 129 to 1124 code for a protein of 331 amino acids. The record is from RefSeq and is a predicted model, not a curated record. Gene Ontology annotation, molecular function: phosphoric diester hydrolase activity.
CGGCGCUCGGCCCCUCGGAGGGUGUCAGCUGCGGCCGGUGCCUUGAGCUCUCGCUCCCGCUUCUGGUUCUCCUGUCCGGGGAGCCCGGCGGGCCCGGGACUCCCGUCCGUGCCGGUGCGGGCGCCGGCAUGUGGCUGUGGGAGGAGCAGGGGGGCCUCCUGGGCCCCUUCUCCUUCCUGCUGCUGCUGCUGCUGCUGGUGACGCGCAGCCCCUUCAAUGCCUGCCUCCUGACCGGCAGCCUCUACCUCCUGCUGCGCCUCUUCAGCUUCGACCCGGUGCCCUCCCGCAGGGCCCUGCAGGUGCUCAAGCCGCGGAACCGCGUCUCCGCCAUCGCCCACCGCGGCGGCGGCCACGACGCCCCCGAGAACACGCUGGCGGCCAUUCGGCAGGCAGCUAAGAAUGGAGCAACAGGCGUGGAGUUGGACGUUGAGUUUACUUCUGACGGGAUCCCUGUCUUAAUGCAUGAUAACACAGUAGACAGGACGACUGAUGGCACUGGUCGAUUGUGUGAUUUGACAUUUGAACAAAUUAGGAAGCUUAAUCCUGCAGCGAAUCACAGAUUAAGGAACGAUUUCCCUGAUGAAAAGAUCCCGACCCUGAGAGAAGCCGUGGCUGAGUGCCUAAGCCUUAACCUCACAGUCUUCUUUGAUGUCAAGAGCCAUGCAAACAAGGCUACCGAUGCCCUCAAGAAAAUAUAUAUGGAGUUUCCUCAACUAUACAAUAAUAGUAUUGUCUGCUCUUUCUUGCCAGAUGUUAUCUAUAAGAUGAGACAAACAGAUCAGAAUGUAGUAACAGCUUUAAUUCACAGACCUUGGUGCCUUAGCCAUACUGGAAAUGGGAAGCCACGCCAUGAUACUUUCUGGAAACAGUACUUGUUUAUGGUAAUGGACAUUUUGCUUGAUUGGAGCAUGCAUAAUAUCUUAUGGUACCUGUGUGGAGUUUCCGCUUUCCUCAUGCAAAAGGAUUUUGUAUCCCCGGCCUACUUAAAGAAGUGGUCAGCUAAAGGCAUUCAUGUUGUUGGUUGGACUGUUAACACCUUUGAUGAAAAAAGGUACUACGAAUCCCAUCUUGGUUCCAGCUAUAUCACGGACAGCAUGUUGGAAGACUGCACAGCUCAGUUCUAGACUUCUCCCCCAGGGAGGAAGCACGAGUACAGAAACUGCCUGCUGGCCUCAUGCAGGGAUAUCAAAAUACCCUUUGUGCCAGCCCAAGCCCUGGGGGAACAGGUGGCUUGCACAAGCACUAGUCGUAAUUGGAUUUUUACUUGAACCAAAACCCGGUGUUGCCACCAUGCUGCAUGGAAUGUCUGAGUUCAGCACUGUUGCUCUUGAAAACCUGGGUCUGCAAAAAGGCACAACAGCUCCAGCCCCAACCUAGCUGAGGCAUCCACGGAGACCCAGUGAGGAAAAGCACAGAUGGAGUUGUGCACUUUGGGGGUGCAGAUGCAAAUGCAUGGGAAAUGCACGAUUCCUCAGAGUUGACAUUUUAAAACUUGACACUCUUAUGUAACUUAUGUAUUUAAAAUAUUUGUAUUCAGCUAUGUUGAUGUCCAACUUGUGACCAUACUAAUAAAAUCA